Messenger RNA from Helobdella robusta, 732 nucleotides. RefSeq lists its product as hypothetical. The transcript is spliced from 6 exons. Gene Ontology annotation, cellular component: cytoplasm. The record is from RefSeq and is a predicted model, not a curated record. Lineage: Eukaryota; Metazoa; Annelida; Clitellata; Rhynchobdellida; Glossiphoniidae. The annotation marks the transcript as partial. Gene Ontology annotation, molecular function: protein binding.
CAGCAAGCAGAAGAAAAACUUGGCCAGGCAGUCAAAACCGAAUAUGAUGCACAUCUCGAGUCAUUGAUAACAAAGGCCAUGAAGACGAAGAAGUGGUCAGAGCAAAUUGUUAACCAGCUUCAAGUCUUAAUUGAUCCUAAUUUCACAUCCAGGCUGCAGUCAAUGGUGAUGGAUUCAGUGAGCUCCAGCAACAAAUCUUCCAAACCGAACCCAUUUGAUGAGCUGGGCGCCACAUUCGUCAGUGCUGGUAAUGAUAUGGACCCCACCUCGCCAUAUGGUGAAACUUUGGUGAAAAGUGGGGAAGUUCAGCAGAAGAUAGCAGAGGCCAAGCGAUCGUUCAUACAGACGACGACAAAUGUCAUCAUCAAUCCAUUAAAGAUAUUUCUUGAUGGAGACAUGAAGACGAUUGAGAGAGAAUUGAAGACACUAGAAAUGAAAAGAUUGGAUCUAGAUGCUGUGAAAACCAAGCAGAAGAAAGCAGCUAAUAAGGAACUUGCUGCCACCUUGAUGGAACCAGAAUUGAGGUUGGCCCAAUCAAACUUUGACAGACAGGCAGAAGUGGUCAAACAGUUGUUACUGGGCAUCACCAGCACCCAUGCUCACCACCUGAAGUGUCUUCAGGAAUUCAUCAUCAGCCAGAGAAACUACUUCGACCUUUGCUUACAGUACACCACGGAGUUUCAAGAUUCCCUCAUCAAGGGCUUCACUAGUGCUGCUAAUUGUAAUAACUGA